GUUUCUUGCUUCUUUCUUGUUCUCAUGCAUAUGACGAAUCUAUCCAUAACGACGACGUUUCCCCUUCCCGAAUGACACCUUUUUCUUAAUUUACGGUUUCAGAAUUUUCCCAAUUCACUCCGAGAUUUUUACAAAAUUUUCUCCCAUCGUACGAAAAAAAAAAAGUGAUGGGAUUAUCACAAAAGAGAGUUAAAUCCUGUGGAAGCUUUUAAUUUUAGGACAAAUUAAUUAUCUUUUGAAUACAAUUGUACUAAAAAAAUGCCUGUGAAACCUGGGCAAUCGUCGUAUCGGGACCGAACGCAGGAGUUUUUGAGCGUAGCGGAAACGCUAAAAAAGUCAGUUUCAUCCGCUAAUAAUGCGAAGUUGAGUAAUAGCAGCAGUAGCGUUAGCACGAAGCCCGAGGAUCGGCGGUCUGCGGCGGCAGUUCAAUCGGAAUUCAACAGAAGGGCCUCGAAGAUCGGGUUCGGUAUCCAUCAGACAUCACAGAAGCUAGCCAAGCUUGCUAAACUGGCGAAGAGAACAUCAGUGUUUGAUGAUCCAACUGCUGAGAUCCAAGAACUGACAUCUGUAAUAAAGCAAGACAUUACUGCACUUAAUUCUGCUGUAGUGGACCUCCAACUGCUUUGCAACUCACAAAAUGAAAGUGGAAAUAUUUCUAGUGACACCACAACCCAUUCAACAACAGUUGUAGAUAACCUAAAGAAUCGACUAAUGAGUGCAACUAAAGAGUUUAAAGAAGUCCUGACCAUGAGAACAGAGAAUAUGAAGUUUCAUGAUAAUAGAAGGCAAUUGUUUUCUUCAAAUGCUUCAAAAGAUUCUACAAAUCCUUUUAUUCGCCAGAGACCACUGGCUACUAAAUCAGCAACUUCUUCAUCAACAAGUCCUCCCCCUUGGACUAAUGGUUCCACGUCAUCAUCCCAGUUAUUUUCAAGCAAGCAUGUAGAUGGGGAGUCUCAGCCUUUAUUACAGCAGCCGCAGCAUCAACAGCAACAACACCAGCAGUUGGUUCCCCUGCAAGACAGUUAUAUGCAGAGUCGAGCUGAAGCUCUUCAUAAUGUGGAGUCAACAAUUCAUGAACUAAGCAAUAUCUUCACACAACUAGCAACCAUGGUUUCUCAGCAGGGGGAGCUUGCAAUCAGGAUUGAUGAAAAUAUGGAUGAGUCACUGGCAAAUGUGGAUGGGGCACAGAGCCAGUUGGUACGAUACCUUAACAAUAUUUCAUCUAACCGUUGGCUGAUGAUCAAGAUAUUCUUUAUAUUGAUUGUAUUCCUCAUGUUUUUCUUAUUUUUUGUGGCAUAAAUAUAAAUUUGGUUCGAAUUUUUCAUUCUUUCAAAAUUGUACUUAAAUUGAAAAAAAUUUCUAGUAUUAUUUUUUAUCCGUAUUAUUGUACAUUAGAAUCUUGUAAAUUGUGGUUGGA
Messenger RNA from Durio zibethinus, 1417 nucleotides. It is a transcript of the gene SYP32, whose product is annotated as syntaxin of plants 32. The record is from RefSeq and is a predicted model, not a curated record. Lineage: Eukaryota; Viridiplantae; Streptophyta; Magnoliopsida; Malvales; Malvaceae. Gene Ontology annotation, biological process: intracellular protein transport; endoplasmic reticulum to Golgi vesicle-mediated transport; vesicle fusion. Gene Ontology annotation, molecular function: SNAP receptor activity; SNARE binding. Gene Ontology annotation, cellular component: Golgi membrane; SNARE complex; endomembrane system.